Messenger RNA from Drosophila teissieri, 1765 nucleotides. Its product is annotated as prolyl 4-hydroxylase subunit alpha-2-like. Bases 105 to 1691 code for a protein of 528 amino acids. Gene Ontology annotation, biological process: peptidyl-proline hydroxylation to 4-hydroxy-L-proline. Gene Ontology annotation, molecular function: protein binding; procollagen-proline 4-dioxygenase activity; L-ascorbic acid binding. The transcript has 7 exons. The record is from RefSeq and is a predicted model, not a curated record. Gene Ontology annotation, cellular component: endoplasmic reticulum. NCBI's taxonomy places the organism in Eukaryota, Metazoa, Arthropoda, Insecta, Diptera, Drosophilidae.
GCCAGAUGGUCUUGGCAUCUGAGUAGAUCUAGCAACAACAUUCUUAACAAACUAAAUAUCAUAUAUUCUGGAACUUUAAAUUCUAGAAAGGGUUCAAGGUUUCAAUGACCUCAAAAUGGAGGCAAUUUCAAGUAUCUAUUCUGUUCCUGCUGCUGAUAGUCGCACUAACUUGGGGCAAUAGUUUGGAGCAACACCAUGCUUUAUCGGUGGCUUCAAUGCCACCACUUCUUGAAUUGGAGAAGAAGCUGAUCGACAACCUUGAGGACUAUGCCAAUGUUCUGGAGCAAAAGCUGCAGGUCUUACGAAGUUACAUUCCAGUUCUCAGGGCAGAGAACGCAAAGGGACGGAAAGAUGCUAUGUUCUACCUGUUCAAUCCCCUGAAUGCUCAUUCCCUCAUCCGAAGAUUACACCAGGAUUGGCCCAAGUGGCGGACCUAUAUGAUGCAGCCAGUUGGCACUGUUCAAAUAAGAAACUUUGGUAGUUGGAAGACAGAUCUUCCCACAAACACGGACUUGUGCGAUGCCUGUGCCGGCAUUGUCCGCAUAAAAAGCAUUUAUGACCUUAAAGUUGAAGACAUUGUACAGGGAAAAAUAGACGGUUGCCAAUACAACUUUAGCAUGAGUUCUGCGGAUGUUUUUGCAGUUGGUUAUCAACUUGCUAAAGGGAAAGCUGAACUGGAAGGCGUUCAAUGGCUGCAGCAGGUUUCCAAGCGACUUCAGCAAGAUAUUUUGCUGAUACCACCACACUUGGCAAUAGCAGAAUUAGAAGUUCUAAAACUACUUGCAGAAUGCCAUUUAAAUGAAAACAAAUACUCAAAAGCACUGACUUUGGUUGAAAGGUGCCUGAAGAUUGAGCCCCAAAGAGCUUAUUUCAUACGACUACGGCUUAAAAUCAAUGAGUUGAUAGGAGACCAGAGGAAUGGCACAAUUGAAAAAGAGAAACGACCCGAAAAAGCUCUAGAGAAGGCAUUUAAAUUAAGUUGCAGGGGUUUGCUUAAAACAUCUACUAAACUCCACUGCUCCUACAACUUUAGCACCACGCCAUUUCUGCGUUUUGCACCUCUCAAAAUGGAACUAGUUGGAUUGAGUCCCUAUGUGGUGCUUUACCAUGAUGUGCUCUCUGCGCAGGAAUCCGCACAGCUAAUAGAACUAGCUACAUCUGAUUUAAAAGCUAGCGGUGUCUUCCAAGCCAAAGGAUCGGCCUUCAAGCGGCUAAGAACCGUCAAGGCUCGUUGGAUUAAGAAGGAGUUCAACGAGCUAACCAAACGCAUUACACGGCGUAUACGCGAUAUGACGGGCUUCGAUUUGACGGAAGCGGAAAAGUUUCAGAUAAUCAAUUAUGGCAUUGGUGGCCACUAUAACAUGCACAAGGACUACUUUAACUUGACAAAAAUCCCUUACAAGGAAGUCGCAUUGGCCGAACAUUUUGGAGACCGAAUUGCAACUGUUUUAUUUUAUCUGUCCGAUGUGGAACAGGGUGGAGCCACGGUGUUUCCCAAGUCGGGAUAUACCAUCUAUCCUCGGGCGGGAACAGCACUCCUCUGGUACAACCUUCAUACGGAUGGACACUGUGAUCCCUCGACUCUGCACGCUGCCUGCCCCGUGAUGGUGGGCUCUAAAUGGGUGAUGACUGAGUGGAUUCGCGAACGAGGCCAGAUGUUCAUUAGGCGCUGCUUAAAACCUUCAGCUUGAAUUAACUUGCAUUCUUCGGAAUAUGCACCCAAAAAUACAAUUUAUGCAAGAAAUAUAGUAGCAAAUGUAACAAG